Sycon ciliatum is the source of this 2063-nucleotide messenger RNA. RefSeq names its product beta-1,4-galactosyltransferase 2-like. Bases 359 to 1654 code for a protein of 431 amino acids. Gene Ontology annotation, biological process: carbohydrate metabolic process. The record is from RefSeq and is a predicted model, not a curated record. The transcript has a single exon. Gene Ontology annotation, cellular component: Golgi apparatus. Gene Ontology annotation, molecular function: galactosyltransferase activity. NCBI's taxonomy places the organism in Eukaryota, Metazoa, Porifera, Calcarea, Leucosolenida, Sycettidae.
AAUUACCUAAUUUCAGACCCAGAGUGAAUUUGACGGGCACUCUAAAACGUGUCCGGUUUGGAGCCACCUCUGAUUUGAACUUUUUUGAAGCGAAAAAUUGGGCAACUUGGAGGCAAUGGGUCAACACAAAGGAGUGGCUCAGUUCGAUUGACUCUGGCCCCAGAGCAAACUUCAACAUGCCAGUUUCCUUCCACAAACAUAUUUCGAGUGAAAAAUCAACGUUGAUGAUCGUUUUGGGUCUAUACAAAUUUGGCUGUCAAAACGUUCCGGUAUCGAGCCGUCUCCUCUACAUGGUCCGUGUAUCCUGUCUUCCUUUUGUGCAGGUUCGGACGCAGGGCUGUGACUGUCGACGGUCCAAAUGCCGUCAAGCGAAAGUAUAUUGCCGUCAUCUCCGGAGAAAUCGUUCCCGUCAACGGUGAGCAAUGACAUCCACAGGGCCGGCGGUGCUGAGAUACGCUUUACUGGCCCACCGUCAGCCCGUGGCUUUCUGACUCUGCUUCUGUGCGCCAUCGCUGCCUUCUGCGCGGUUGAUUUUUCACUCAGGAUCUCGACGAGAUAUCCGCAGAUCGAGUUCUGGUUUCGCUCUAUCGUGCAGCCCAGCUACGUCGGCACUCCAGAGGCGGCGGAAAUUAUUUUACAACCAUUGACAUGGCAGCAGCGCACUGCAUCGACAACAUUCGUAGAUUUGAAGCACGCUCUCGCAGGAAGCUCGCACCAUGGGAUGACUGCAAUUUCCAAGCGGAGUUCGACUAACACUAGCACUACCAAUGACACUCAGGAUGGUGGACAAGCCACCGCGGAUGAUGCCACUGUGGGGAAUGGUGUGGCGGCCGCUAGUACUCCCACUGGAGAUGCCAGUGAAUGGACAAGAGUGGCUGUAAUCGUGCCAUAUCGCAACAGGAGCAGACAGCUGCAUAAGUUCGCCUCGUCUUUGAGAGAGUUUCUACGAGGGCAGCGCAUCGUCUUUGAAGUGUUUAUCGUGGAGCAGUCGUUCACAAGCCGCUUCAACCGUGGCGCGCUGUUCAACAUCGGAUUCGUGGAGAUGAAUCGCGGACGUCCAGCGGACAAGCAGUUCCAAUGCAUCGUGCUGCAUGACGUGGACUUGAUACCCGUGGCGAAGCGGAACACGUACGACUGCAUGCAGACGCCCAAUGUGUGGGCAUGGCAACUGAGUACCGCUAUAGAUGUGUACGACUGGGGACUACCGUUUGAGACGACCGCAGGCGGUGUAAAUAUGUUCAUAAGCGAGCGAUACGCACAGGUGAACGGUUUUAGCAACAGAUACUUUGGCUGGGGAGGAGAAGACGAUGACCUUCAGAAACGCAUAAAAGUGCUUGGUGGUUAUCGACGCCUGGACAAGAGCAUCGGACGAUACGUUGCUCAGAAGUCAGGACACACUGUCGGGCGCAAGAAUCCGUUGCGUUUCCAGCUGCUACGGGUGGCGGAAAGGCUCGCGCAACACGAGGGGCUUCCGACGAUCAGAUACCGUCUGCUGGAGCGACAAUCCAUUGAGCAGUUCACCCUGCUUCACGUAGACAUUUGGCCACACGAGGACGGUGAUGUGCACAGGUUCAGCGAUGCCGGCCUGAGCGAGAGACAGCUGCAAAUGAAGUACCGAUUCGUUCCGCCGCCCGAGAUCAAGUACGAAAAUUAGUACUUUGAAAUAGGCACCAAGUCUCACCGGCAUCCUGUAAGCACAGUGUCUUGUGGAUGCGGCAUCCUGUAACUGCACAGUGUCUUGUGGAUGCGGCGGCAUCAUUGUUGUUCAUCUCAGCUACAUUGUUUGUUAUGCUGUCUCGUUGAACUCUGGAUCUGCUCAGACUCGGCUUAUUCAGUCCUCCGGAUAUUCUCUGGAUCUGCUCAGACUUGGCUUAUUCAGUCCUCCGGAUAUCCGUAUCUACCGCCGACUAAAAAUAUCGCUCUCAUGCAGUAAGUACUUUUUUUAUAAUUAUUAUCAUAAUAUUAUUAUCUACACAUGCAGAACGUUGAGGCCUUCUUUAAUUAAAAAACUUCAGCAUUCAGGGUGGAGGCUUUGUAAAGAGCAUUAAAGUUCAAACACACGA